AUUGAUUAGACGAUGGUUAAACUUUGCUAGUGUCGUACGCGUUUUCCGUGCAGCUCCCGCAGAAGAGCCUGGUUUGAUAAAUAAAUUAUUGCUCCAUUUUUAAAGCAUAGUGUUCUGAUGAGAAGUGCUUCGGAACCCCGGUGCAUAGGGUACAAUCACUAAAGGUAUUUAUUUUGUUAUCUAGGAUAAUCCACGUUGUUUGAGUGAGUGACGGAAAAAAGAAUCGAGUUGUUUUCGGCAGAGGGUCAAUUCGCGGAAAUCCGGUGAGUAGUCGCUAUUCCGACACCGACGGGCCCCUGGCGAUGAACAACGAUUACCGCAUGGUUCCGACAGAGCCAAAGUGAAAUUCCGUGUAUUGUAUUCGAUAGAUAAAUACAGUAAACAGUGAGGAAACAGUGCUUGUUGAUAGUAGAAAUUAGCAAUCCAGAAAUUGAUCCUGUUGGAGCAUCAACAACAAACUACGGACAGAAAGCACGACACCAAAAUGGCUGGUGUUUUUGAUUUGGAGCUGCACGAUGAGGAAAACAUUCGUGACUCGGACGACGAUGUGAUUGAGGUCGAUGAUGUCGAUCUGGAGCCAGAGCUACACAUUCACAGUGACCUAGAUGCGGAAGGUUCGGAAACCAUCCCACUCUCGGAGGACAUUGUCAACCCGGGCCGGAUAAAGCUCGGUCCGCAGGACUUCGAGCUAAAGAAAGUGCUUGGAAAGGGUGGUUACGGAAAAGUCUUCCAAGUUAGAAAAACUACCGGUGCCGAUGCAAACUCCUACUUCGCCAUGAAGGUGCUGAAAAAGGCUUCGAUAGUUAGGAAUCAAAAAGACACAGCUCAUACACGUGCUGAGCGAAAUAUAUUAGAAGCAGUGCGGCAUCCAUUUAUAGUUGAAUUAGUGUACGCCUUUCAGACAGGUGGAAAAUUGUAUUUAAUACUAGAAUAUCUUAGCGGCGGGGAACUGUUUAUGCAUUUAGAGCGUGAAGGAAUCUUCCUGGAGGACACAACAUGUUUUUACCUGUGUGAAAUCAUCCUAGCGCUAGAGCAUUUGCACAAUCUCGGCAUCAUCUAUCGGGAUCUGAAACCGGAAAACGUACUGCUAGAUGCCCAAGGUCAUGUAAAACUGACUGAUUUCGGCUUAUGCAAGGAGCACAUCCAGGAAGGAAUCGUGACGCACACAUUUUGUGGUACAAUUGAAUAUAUGGCACCAGAAAUUCUGACGAGAAGUGGUCACGGUAAAGCUGUUGACUGGUGGUCACUGGGUGCUUUAAUGUUCGACAUGUUAACGGGAAUGCCUCCUUUCACAGCCGACAACCGCAAAAACACAAUCGAUGCAAUUCUGAAGGGUAAACUUAACAUCCCCGCUUAUCUUGCAACCGACUCGCGCGAUCUCAUUCGAAGGCUUAUGAAGCGACAAGUGUCACAACGUCUCGGUAGCGGACCCACAGAUGGACAAGCGGUGCGUGUGCAUUCCUUCUUCAAGAACGUGAAUUGGGAUGACGUGCUGGCUAGGCGAUUGGAUCCCCCAAUCAAGCCUGUUUUGCGAAGUGAGGAUGACGUUUCGCAGUUUGACACCAAAUUCACCAAACAAAUACCGGUCGACUCGCCAGACGAUUCUACGUUAAGCGAAAGUGCCAAUUUAAUCUUUCAAGGGUUCACCUACGUUGCACCAUCGGUGCUGGAAGAAAUGCAGCAGCCCCGCGUAGUGACGGCACGUUCGCCGCGCCGAACUCCGCGCCAACACCACACCCACUCUCAUCACCAUCUGAGCAGUCAAAGUAGUCAUCAUCAUGCACACGCGGUCCACAAUCGACUGAUGGAGAAUGGUGCAAUUACCCUAGCAGAUGAACAAAUGCUCAGUAUGCCACGGUCACAGUCCAUCGCCGGACACAGCAGCAAUCAUCAAUCGGUACCACAUCAUCUGGUGUUCCAGACGCAGCACCCCCAGCCGCCACAACCUCAUCAGCUUCCACCUCAGCAGAUACAACCGCAGCCGACGGCGAGGAGUACACAGUUCUUAACCGGUCCCAUCAGCCACCCGGCUAAUGCUCGACACACGCCGGCACAUUUGCAGCCAUUCGCUCCACGGCCUUCUCCCCAAGACGAAAUGAUGGAGGUGUAUCCCGAGCUGCCGAUUUCAUAGCCUAGGAUGGAAUACAACAAUUUUAGAAGAUUUAUAAUCUAACAAAAUACCAGUAGUUUAAAUUCUCCCAAUUCAAGCAAGCAGAAUACAAGCAAAAAUCACAGUUGCAAUCAACAUCCGUUUUUUUUUUACGUUAACCUCAUCAGGUCACGAAUGUUCUUAUCGAUCCUGAGACAGUCAUAUUCCGGUACGUACGUUUAGAGCUAUAAUGAGGUUGACAAGAGUUUGUUAUAUACAGAGGCGCAGAAUAUUAUGGAACUGGAAGUGGAAAUAUUUGAAUAGGCUAUAUUUUACGUGAUUGACCAUUAUUGAAAGCGUAACAAAAACACGAACACAGCAACAGGAUUGUAGAGGAAAUAUAAAGUUAUUUGCAUCAAAGCACAGCACUAUGUAGAGAUCGUGGACGAACAGAACUCAACUCAACAGCGCAAUGUUGUGAGUUUAGAUUGAAAUAGUACAUUAUUACCCCGGAUCGUAUGCGUGUGUUGCUACUGGAUGUAAAACGGAACAAAUGGGCUAAUAAAGAAUGAUAAAAUUUCAAGUUCAAUAAGUGAUCGUCGUUUUGGAAAUGCUCCGAAAUUAAAGCAAACGAAGAAAUUGAGGUGUGUCUACUAAACUGUAUUAACACUUGACAAUUCAAGGAAUAUGAUUUAUGUCCAGUCUGAUAAUCAACUCUGAUAUAGAAUAAAAGAAUAAAGUGUAUGAAAUUGUUAAACAAAAACUUUUACGAGUGUGUGAAUUUGUAGCGUUACCGCAAGAAAAAAAAAAAGCAAAGAAAUCGAGUUUCAACAUAAUUCUGAAGGAAGAAAAAAAAACAUACCUUAUAUGAAGCAACAAACAACACUGUCAAGUAAAACAUUCAUUUUGUGUGUUUAUUUGUCUGUCAGUUGUUUUAUUUUUAUUUUUUAGUAGUCCUUAUAAAAUUUUGUGCGACGUUCCGCCGUUUGUUCCUGUAUGGGUGGAGAUGAAAUACUACAUCUAGCAAACAUAAGUUCCUCAAAACAGACGCGCACCGCCUCGCCGGUGAAUAGCAACAGAGCAGAACGUUGGCUAAUCUAUAAUUAAUAAUCUAACGAUAACAUUUAGCGAAAACAAAACAAAAAAUUGGAAACGAAGAACUCAUCAAAAAUUAACACACCACAAGAGUAAAUUACUUAGUAAAGGCAAAACUCACCUAUUAAAAUGGGCACGAUUGAGAUUUUGUUUUUGUUUAGAACCAAUGCAACCGAAAGAGAGGGUAGGAGAAGAAAACAAGAAAAAGUGAAACAAUAUAGAUGAAGGGUUUAUUUUUGUUGACGAACCACAAUCCUAAUAGCAGAAAAACCAUGAAGAUGAAUCCACGCGUGAGUAGUGAGACGCAACAAAGUCGGAAAAAGGAGCAAGUUUGUAUAGUUAGAUGUCCUAGCAAUGUAACCUUCUUUAGCCAAAUAUCCCUCCAAAAAGUGAAAAUAAUAGUAAUUUUAAUCACUUUUGCUCGACGAUGACUUGAAAUGGUUGGAGUAAGGUGUACUAUUUGAAGCAAUUGAGCAAUUGAGAAACGGAAGAAACAAAAGUGGGAAAUGACCAAUAGUUUAAAUUUUCAAUAGACCUAACCGGUUGAAUGUACACAAAAGAAUCAAUUGAAACUAACUUAAUUUAAAUGUAAUUCUUUACCAAUAGACAAAUAGAACAAAGUCUUAUUUUUUUAAGAUUCUGUUUUACUGAAGUUAGACAAAUCUGAAUGAAUCAUAGUCAAACUCAAUAGCAGAAAGUGAAAAUGCAAUAGCCUAAACAAAAGUGAACAAACUAAUUUGACUGAUUUUACGGUAACUCUCAACCUUUAGGCUGUAAGUCGAACCACAAAGGCAAAACGAACCGUGCGCCAUUGGCACUCACGGUGAUUUUGUUUGUACAAUAAUAGAUCAGAUAUAUAGAAGAAAAGAAAUACUUUAUAUGUAUAGGGCAAAUUUGUACCAGCCGACCUUUACUUUCACCUCUCCCGUCUUUCUUCCACGCCACUGUACGCUCCUUACUUGCUCAACCCUUACACUAAUGAUAUCGACACCGAUCAACGAUCAUUGAAGCCUGAAUCUUUUCCAGUGCACUGCAAUCAUAGGUUGUGGGUAGGCGAUCGGUUUAAUGCCUUUUCCCACCACCUCGUACUGAAAUAAGUAACCAUUGCAAGCGUUAUCUCGCUUUCGAUCAACGAUCUUACUGCCAUUUUUUUGCUGCUCUGAUUCCGGUAGCUAGACAUUUUUGAAAUAUUUUUAUUGUAGGCGCGACUGGGAUGUGUGUAGAUACAUCUUACGCUGUUACGUCGUGACAAUGAUUACCUAAACUUCAGCGAUGGCAAUAGUGAAAAUCGAGACAGGAAAACGCAUGUGAGAAGGCCUAACCAAACUAUGAUUGUUCGAGCAUGUAAAGUUACUAGCUUGUAGGAAAUUUAAGGAAACAAUCGCAGAAGGAAAGAACAACAACUUUACGCGAGGAUAAUGGCUUUUUGUUUCUGAUAUAGUUUUCCAAUUUUUAAAUUAUCUGAAAUUACCUACUUAUGUAUGUAUGUAUGUAUGUAGAAACAGAGGGAAGAAAAUGAAAUCUAGGUUUUAGUGCAAACUAAUCAAAUUUAUGAAACAAAUGUGACGAGAAAGAGCAAGUGGAAGAAUGUGAAAAGAACAGCUUGAAGAUUUGAAAUUUGAA
This is a messenger RNA of Malaya genurostris, 4807 nucleotides long. It is a transcript of the gene S6k, whose product is annotated as ribosomal protein S6 kinase beta-2. Lineage: Eukaryota; Metazoa; Arthropoda; Insecta; Diptera; Culicidae. The record is from RefSeq and is a predicted model, not a curated record. Gene Ontology annotation, molecular function: ATP binding; protein serine/threonine kinase activity. Bases 485 to 2131 code for a protein of 548 amino acids. Gene Ontology annotation, biological process: protein phosphorylation; signal transduction. The transcript has 11 exons.